GAGGGCCUACGAGACCCACCGGGCGGUGGACCGGGCGCGCGCGUCGACGGCACGCCCGCUGGCGGGCGGCUCCGUCGCGGACCUCGGGCGGGCCGCGGACGAGGCGCCGGAGGAGGCGGGCCUGCUCCCUGGCGCCGGGGAGCUCGACUCGUGGGGCGCGGACGGGCGCCGGCUGUCGGCGAAGAUCGCCGCGCAG
Prorocentrum cordatum is the source of this 196-nucleotide messenger RNA. NCBI's taxonomy places the organism in Eukaryota, Dinophyceae, Prorocentrales, Prorocentraceae. The record is from the annotation of a GenBank genome assembly.